AUGUCGAAUUCGGACCUGACGGCUCCAGGGAGCAGCACCUAUGCCUCCAAUACACUGCAUGUUGGGGACGGCACAUGGGACUCAGGCCGCGAUACAUUCCUCCUGCCAAAUCUCAUGGGAGUGAACUUUGAGACUAUGCAAUACAACGGUGGGUUCAAUCGUGGAUUCUGGAAUGGCCAGGUUUUGCUCACAUUCAUAUUAGGCAUGGGGAACCGGUUCCGAGAUAUGCCCCAUUAUCGUACCAUGAUAAUCGCCCAUGGUGUCAUUGCAACAAUCGUAUUCCUCGGCUUGGUCCCAAUCUCAGUUCUCCUUAUACGAUACUACUCUCGAUGGAACCCAUUCUGGGCGUUCAAGCUGCAUGUUUGGUGCCAAGUCCUUACACUGCUGCUGAGCACUGUUGUGUUUGUCCUCGGAUGGUUUGCUGUCGGACCAGAGAGAAGCCUGACAAAUCCUCAUCAUGGAAUUGGACUUGCUAUCUACGUCAUCGUUGUUUUCCAAGUCCUUUGGGGUUAUUUCGUGCACAGAAUCGAAAGCAGGAGAAAAAGAUACCGUAUUCCACUUAAAUUGGUCAUCCACCGAUGGCUGGGCCGUGCCCUUGCUAUUCUAGGUAUCGUGCAAAUCCCUCUGGGAUUGACACUCUAUGGCUCACCAAAAGUACUCUUCAUAUUAUUCUCUAUCGCUGCAUUCGCACUCCUCGCAACGUUCUUCGUCCUAUCAUACUUGUAUGACUCCGAAGGAGCCCCAGCUGCAGGUGAAUACGACGCUGGGCAUAGCUACGUCUCGGGACCAUCAGCUGUCGAGGAUAGGCGCCAUGGCAGCUUUGGCCGCAUGGCUGCAGCAGGCGCAGCUGGGGCGGGUCUGGCUGAGCUCUUCCGACGUCGCUCACGCCCAAAACACCGUCCCGAAGACUCACACGUAUCCUAUUCAGAAGAUAAAUACUCCGAUGCAGAACCGCGUCGCGAGGGUUGGGGAAAUAAAUUUCUCAAACUUGGAGCCAUUGGUGGAGGCGCGCUUCUCGCCAAACGAUUGUUCGACAGAAGACGCGACCGAGAAAGCGACGCCGAAUCGGGGCGGUAUAGCCGGGCGCAUACCCGAAGUGAUAGCAUGACUGAGGCAACUAUGAGCAGGUUAGAAGACGGACGACGACCGGAGCCCACUUACCAGACUCCCCUCAAUCGGCCACCGAGCAGACCUCCGGGCGGACCCGCGAGCAGACCUCAAAGUCCAGGGUCUUCUUAUCUUUACAACACAACAUAUAUGACGGACCAUGAGCCGGAGCCUUCUCAUAAGGCGCGCAAUGCCUUAUUUGGAGUUGGAGCGUUCGCAGCUCUCAAGGGCCUCUUCAACCGUCGUAAGAGAGAUAACGAGCAACGCCGCGUAGAGGACAUGCGGCGUCAUGACAUCGAGGAAGAGAGAAUUGCCAGAGCAAACAGCAAACGCCGGCACACUGGAGAUGGCUUUUACCCCCGAAAGCACAGAAGAGCAGAUUCCUUCACCGCUACCGAUCUCUCAUCGACGGACAUGACACGCCCACCGCGUGGUCCUUCGCAUGGUGAGUCUGCUAUAUCAGUCGGACCCUCGGUUCCUCCUCCUGUGGACGGGGCACACUCUGAUAUGCCGCCUGCUCCACCAAUUCACCCAGGACCGGUCUCAGAUCUGCCAGCCCCGACCCGAUCUCGGCAUGAACUGUCCGAACCAGGCUCAGCUUUGGUGGCCGGAGCAGCCAUGGAUGGCGCAUCCAGCCAUCGUCGCCACCGCAGCACUAGCAGACGCCGGGACGACAAUGUCGAGUCCCCACCGGUGUCAGUGAAAGUGAAGAUGCACAACGAUGGUCGACAUGUCACGCUGAGGAGAUUGACCGAGGAAGAAGUCGCCGCUAGUCGCGAAGCAAGACGACGAGAAAGACGGAAUUCGCGUCGACGCGCGGGAAGUGCAAGUUCUUUAUCGGGCAACGAGGGAAGUUACGAUCGAUGGCGCCGCGUGGAAGAGUUGGAACGUCAACAGCAAGAACAAAUUCAACGAGAGCAGCAGGCUGCUGCUGCUGCCGCCGCCGCUGGCAACUCUGGCGUUCCACCUGGGACCGUGCCGCCAGCGUCGUUUGUACCACCUUCAAUGAGCCACGUCCCUGGGCCACCACCUGCACCCUCCAGCUUACCGUACGGGGCGGGUAGCAUUACCUCUCCUGGCACAUUUACCGGCACCGAUGCCAGCGGAGACUAUGCGAACAACCGGCGGCGAAGACGAGCGGAGAGGGCUCGUGCUCGACAAGAGCGACAGCAAAGUAGUGUCGACUUUACAUAA
Molecule: messenger RNA, 2301 nt
Organism: Aspergillus clavatus NRRL 1
Lineage: Eukaryota; Fungi; Ascomycota; Eurotiomycetes; Eurotiales; Aspergillaceae
Exons: 2
Coding region: 1-2301 (766 amino acids)
Biological process (GO): chromosome segregation
Cellular component (GO): MIS12/MIND type complex
Source: RefSeq, a predicted model, not a curated record